AUGGCUGACGACAGCCAGGUAAGGUUCAUUUUAGCCUAGGUUUUUGAGUUUCGAGCAGAAAUCGAUAACGAGCUUUAGAGUUUUCCUAAUUCAAUCUUGUUCUAAUGGCAGUUCUGCCUUAAGGGCAUAAACUGUGGUUGAUAUUAGAAAAUAAGUAUGAUUGGAAGUUUAGGCAAGUAAUUCCAAUUGGGUAAUUGUUGUGGGAUGUUAGCAUGCCAUACUGCGCGUGUGGUAGUCGUGCCAUGGAGGAUGGUGCAGGCCGGCAGGUUGCUACAGUAGCCUAGUAGCAGAUGGGGAUCUGAUCUGGCUGACUUGUUCGACUGAAUUGCUCCUUGGCUGUCCAUAAUGAGCCCAGUGAGCAGGAUGUGUAGCUGAAAUCUUCCUCUGCAAUAAUUAGCUCCCAGAGCAAUUACAAAGCGCCAUUACAACUAGCAAAAUGACAGUCAGUCACCUCUAAGCAGGACUCAGUAGAAACGCUAUGUGUUAGAUUUGUCCAUGUCUUGCGAAAUUAACCUAGCUACCAUAACAGCUGGGUGAAAUGUAUACUGCAGUUUUAAGGGAUCUCUCUGAAGGUUUUAGAUGAUACCGUGGUGCUUCGCCCUCUGGAUGAAGAACCAUACAUCUCGUCUUGGCUUCAUUGCGUGAUUAUUUGGGAAACUUUGACAAGCCCUUUGUGUUGAUGGAUGGAUGAAAAUAAUGUAAUUAUAGUAUCGUUAUACAUAGGCUAGCAGGAAAGCCCCAUGAGAUACCCAUAGAACUGAGCCCUGCUCCAUUUCAGCACCAUGGCAUGGUCCACUAACGCCUAGAAACUUGUCAGCGCUAUGCAGCGGACAGCUCCAUAGUGCUGAAAUAGUUUGAGCCCCCUAGAACGUCAUUGAUUUUAAACUGAUUUUAAAGUGCAAUUUAUUAUAAUGUAUUGCAUGUCCUAGUUUUGCAGCUUUGCAACCUCAGAAUUAUCGCUAAUGGAUUGCAGCGAGUUACGUUGUUGUGCAUGGUGAUGAUGAUGCCUAUGAAGAGGAUGAGGAUGCUUGAUAAACCAUAAAUUAAACGCAAAAACGUGACACUUACAAAUAUUUUCGUUUGGCAGAACUUUGACAAGCUAUGAUCUCUUUUCUGAUGACAUUGACAAUGCGUAUAGACAUAAGACUUAGGCCUAAUUGUGACAUCAUGUGUGUAUGCCGUCUUUGAAGAAUGUCCUUGCUUCAGCCAAUCGGAAACGAGUAUUCAAUAUCGCUUUGGUAUAAUUCAAGGAAACGUUCAUAUUCAUUUCAGUUGUCUACGGAUGGUUCACUGAUGUGUUUUAAGAGGUAUUAGUGUUACCUCUAAAUAGCCUACUACAAUAGGCUACACAUCAUGUCUGAUGACAGCAAGGUAUGGUUCAUUUAGCCUAUUUUGAGUUAAGAAGAAAUUACUAACAAUAUCUUAGGCCACUACCACAGCAAUAGGUCUCACUGGUUUGACCCAUGGACUAAAAUCUGACCACUAUUGCCAUUUUGUGUAAAAUAGGAGUGAAUAAGUUGUUUCAUAAAGUCACAACCUAGGACUGAUAUUGACCUCUCAUUUAUCCACCAGAGCGUGAAAUGGGAGGAUCCCCCUGAUGAUCAAAAUAAAGUUGUGGAGGAUAUGAAGGAUGAAACAGAGACACAUGAGACUAACAAGAAGAGGACAGGAGGCAAUGUAAGAAAUAUGCUGUCCUUUACACAUCCUCUGCCUACUUAGGCACAGAUCUAGGAUUAGUUUACUAUCACUAAAUCCUAACCUUUAAGCAUUAGGAGGAGACGCUACACUGACCUUAGAUCUGCUAUGAGACCUAUAAUAUUUUGUCAUGUAGGCCAAACAUAAGUCCAGUGGCCGUGCCAAGAAGACUUCAGUGGAGGAGGACAGCAGCAUUGGUGCAGGUCUGAGAUUACUUUAUGUUGGAUGCAGGUUAUGUUCAAAGUUACAUACACUUAGUCAUUAAAACUCAUUUUUCAACCACUCCACAAAUUUCUAGUUAACACACUAUUGUUUUGGCAAGUCGGUUAGGACAUCUACUUUGUGCAUGACACAAGUAAUUUUUUACAGACAGAUUAUUUCACAAUUCCAGUGGAUCAGAAGUUUACAUACAUUAAGUUGACUGUGCCUUUAAACAGCUUGGAAAAUUCCAGGAAAUGAUGUCAUGGCUUUAGAAGCUUCUGAUCGGCUAAUUGACAUCAUUUGAGUCAAUUGGAGGUGUACCUGUGGAUGUAUUUCAAGGCCUACCUUCAAACUAAGUGCCUAUUUGCUUGACAUAAUGGGAAAAUCAAAAGAAAUCAGCCAAGGCCUCAGAUAAUUUUUUGUAGACCUCCACAAGUCUGGUUCAUCCUUGGGAGCAAUUUCCAAAACGCCUGAAGGUACCACGUUCAUCUGUACAAACAAUAGUACGCAACUAUAAACACAGUGGGACCACGCAGCCGUCAUACCGCUUAGGAAGGAGACGCGUUCUGUCUCCUAGAGAUGAACGUACUUUGGUGCGAAAAGUGCAAGUCAAUCCCAGAACAACAGCAAAGGACCUUGUGAAGAUGCUGGAAACAGGUACACAAUUAUCUAUAUCCACAGUAGAAUGAGUUCUAUAUCAACAUAACCUGAAAGGCUGCUCAGCAAGGAAGAAGCCACUGAUCCAAAACCGCCAUAAAAAAGCCAGACUACGGUUUGCAACUGCACAUGGGGACAAAGAUUGUACUUUUUGGAGAAAUGUCUUCUGGUCUGAUGAAACAAAAAUAGAACUGUUUGGCCAUAAUGACCAUCGUUAUGUUUGGAGGAAAAAGGGAGUAGCUUGCGAGCCAAAGAACACCAUCCCAACCGUGAAGCAAGGGGGUGGCAGCAUCAUGCUGUGGGGGUGCUUUGCUGCAGGAGGGACUGGUGCACUUCACAAAAUAGAUGGCAUCAUGAGGAAGGAAAAUGAUGUGGAUAUAUUGAAGCAACAUCUCAAGACAUCAGUCAGGAAGUUAAAGCUUGGUCGCAAAUGGGUCUUCCAAAUGGACAAUGACCCCAAGCAUACUUCCAAAGUUGUGGCAAAAUGGCUUAAGGACAACAAAGUCAAGUUAUUGGAGUGGCCAUCACAAAGCCCUGACCUUCAAUCCUAUAGAAAAUCUGUGGGCAGAACUGAAAAAGCGUGUGCGAGCAAGGAGGCCUACAAACCUGACUCAGUUACACCAGCUCUGUCAGGAGGAAUGGGCCAAAAUUCACCCAACAUAUUGUGGGAAGCAUGUGGAAGGCUACCCGAAACGUUUGACCCAAGUUAAACAAUUUAAAGGCAAUGCUACCAAAUACUAAUUGAGUGUAUGUAAACUUCUGACCCACUGGGAAUGUGAUGAAAGAAAUAAAAGCUGAAAUAAAUAAUUCUCUCUACUAUUAUUCUGACAUUUCACAUUCUAAAAAUAAAGUGGUGAUUCUAACUGACCUAAGACAGGGAAUUUUUACUAGGAUUAAAUGUCAGGAAUUGUGAAAAACAGAGUUUAAAUGUAUUUGGCUAAGGUGUAUGUAAACUUCUGACUUCAACUGUAUAUAGGUGAAAGCAAUAUAGUGGAGGCCAACAGAGAGAUAUGCUUUUACCUGUCCAGUGCAAUCAAAUCAUUACGGGUGAAGGAAAUUAGGAAUAAAGUUCAGAUUCAACUUCAGAUUUCUCUUUGCGGUUUCCCAGAGUCUUCUCAGACACCCAGGUGUGGUUUCCGGGACAGGGGAUCUAUCCUUGAGCAGCUGGAGAAGGAGGCUCAGAGUACUCUAAUGCCUUCUCUCAAGAUUGGGACAUGCUGUGCACCAAUCCUCCUCUCCUUCCUGAGGAGUCUAACUGAUGAGUAAGUCUCAUGUCUUUCUCCAACCUCACAUACAACAACUCUGAAAUUAUAGUCAUAGUGCACCUUCUAACCACAAAUGUGAUUUCAACCACUAUACCUAACCCUAACAUCACCGUAAACAUACCCCUAACUCUUCCCCUAAAUCAAGAACAAAAUGGCUCAUGUACUUGCUAAUAGCUUAAUUAAAUACACUUGUAUUUUCCCUAACAUGGCUAUCUAGUGACUCCACUAACUCAACACCAGUGUGCAGUUAAAAUAUGCUUCAUUUCUUGUAUUUUCUCUAGCCAAUGGAGAGUGAUUCAGCAUGGCAUGAAAAACAACGUAAGUCUCUCCACAUAAGGUUCGGUCAAAAGUAGUGCACUAUAUAGGGAAUGGUGUCAUGGAAUGGCUUGAUUGACAAAAACAUUACUCUGUUGGCCAUAGCUGACGUUCGAGCAGCUCUCCAUGCUGUGUCUGAAGAUUAUUAAGGUCGUGACCCAGACGGCCCUCCGCAUUCUGCUACCAGCGCUAGCUCGUAUCAUGGGGGUGAACCUGAGGAGUAGGGCAACCUCCCCAGAAUCUCUCUGCUCUCUGACAGGGUAUGAGGACUCCUUAGGCAGCCUGGAUGAGUGUGAGAAAAGGCUGCUGAUCAGUGAGAUGAACUACUGGACUAAGGAUAGGAGGAGGAAUGGCAGUGCAGGGUGCCGUCAAAAAUCCACUCGCAGAACCUCAUCACCAUGCUUCUCGCCUAAGAGGUAUGUUCACAGCAAUAUUUCAACUUAAUGAUUGCAAGCCCUGACCCAUACUUAUCAUAAAUUAUUAACUUGGAAUUCACACCUUGUAGUUUUAAGGUCUGGUCAGAAAUCUUGCCCCUGGGGGGGUGGGUCCAGGUGAAAGUAAUUGUUAACUGGGUAAGCCAUAAAGUAAACUAUGAAUAAAGAGAUCAGGUACAUGCCUUUCAGAAUCAGGUACAUGCCUUUCAGAAAUAAUCCAAAUCUGAUGUUGUACAAACAUCAAAAUCAGGCAAAGAAAAUUGUGUCAGUUGGCUUUAGGCUUCUAGAACUAUGCUGGUAUAAGAAGUAAGCCAUCAUUGCUCUAAUUUGGUCUUCAGGCUCACUAAUGACCCAGAUUAGAUACCAGUUGGUCACAUUUGCAUGGCAUAAGUGGUGUUUGUGUGUUGAUCUUCAAGGUCCCAGACCUCAUUGCAGAGCUUGCCUGCAACUAGAGAGGCUCCCCUCAUGGAGGAUCCUCUGAAGGCUCUCUUUGGGGUAACGAAAGAGAGCCUCCUGAUAUCCCUGGUUGAGGGCCACUCCAACCCCACCUCCUCCAGCUCCUCCCAGCUGAGCUGUGCUAUCGCAGGGGAGGUAGUACACCAGCUUAACUCAGGCCUUUCAGUGGCCAUUCAGGCCAGCUCGGGGAGUUGCCCUCCUAUGGACAGUCAGGAUAUAGCAGCAGGCAGGGAGGUCAUUCGUGUAGCCUCGGUGCUGAUCCUGGCCGAGCUACAGAGCCAAACAUCUGAGCCAGAGUGGGUAGGGUUUAUCGAGCCCCUCAUGGACCCUGUGACCGACGAUGUGCUGGAUGCCAUUGUCAGCACAAUGGACAAAAUGGCACAGGACUACAACAUCCUAUUGGAUCUGGCCAAGAAGAUGAAAAUCUUGGGGUCAACAUUUCUGACCAAUCUUCAAUGUGACCUUGAUGUUGAGUGUCCAUCUGGGAAAGAAGGGACCACUCACUUUCUCAAAGAGACUGGAUCAUCUACCAGUGUGGUAGCCAGAAAGCUUCAGACCCUCUCUAGCCCCAACUUUCAGUCUAAAGCCCUCAAGGCGGUGAGCACCAUCCUUACACGGAAAGUCAGCAACUCUUCUGGCAUGGCUCCUUCCUCUAGGCCUUCUAGUGCUGCUCCCAGCAUUACUGAAGCUCCCCUGAAUCCCAGCUGCACAGCCCUGACAUCUGUAACCUCCACUGCCACAGAGAUUGUUAAGGCAUAUGUGGGAGGCAUGGAGACGACCGCAUCAUUUGAAGGCACAUGUGAAGCAGUUGAUAGGCCAGUUCCUCUAAAUGACCACAAGACAGGGUCUUCACAGAAGAUAACUUUCUCUCCAGCCCACACACUCUAUGCCUCUUUUCAGGAGUCUUCAGACACCCUGGAAAAGGCAACUGUUUCAACUGAUGAGGUCCAGUUACCCAGCGCCAAACUUAGUAGAGUUCCCAGUGAGAGCCAACCAACACCCGCUCUCUGUCUCUCCAAUCUGGAUACCAGUACUCAAGAAGUUCUUAGCAGUGUUGUUUCCAUCUACAAGUCAGAGUUAUCAAAAGUGGAGAGUAAAUCAUUGGCUGUUAUCAGUUCAUCUGAUGAGUCCCUGGAGGCUUGUUGGUUUGUAGAUGGUGACUAUACUAUUUCCCAGUCACCUUCACCCAAUAAAGAUUUGAGUGUGACUACUCAAUAUUCUCAACUGAGCUCAGAAGAGCGUGUCAGAAUCACACAGUCCUCUACUAGUCUGAUUCAGAGCAUUAAGAAGCUCUCUAGCAAGGACUUUCAGACUCAGGCAGAAGAGGCAGUGAGUAAAGUGCUGAUGAGAUCCAGUCAUUCCUUUAUCACACAGAUCAGCCAUACUGGUCUUCAGAAAAGUCUGCAGGCUGGCUUAUCAUCUAGCUCGCCAUCAGAGAUUGCCUCCAUGUCCUCUCAGGAUACAGCCUCUGGAUUAGUGGAAACCUUUGUCAAAGGCAUGGCAACUAUUUUUCAGAAAAAUGAGUCCACUGACACUAAUUGGCGAACAGAGUCUGUGCUACUGGAAAGAAGUGGGAGAGUUUCGCAGUACUCCCACGGGGGCUCCCAACUGGAUGAUACUGAAUUGAGUGUUAAAAUAUCAGAGAAGAAGCUUUGGUCAACAGCUAAGACCAUCUGCGUCAGUAUGAAGAACAGACUUAAGGAUUUCUUCACAGGACUGAAGCCAUCCAGAUCCGAAAGGACAGAAAAUGCUUCUUCCAAAGAGACCCUUGGAGAAAUCCUGGUUGCUAUCCAGAGUGAAAUCUCAAACUUAGGGCGAAUUAAGGAUUCCAGGGAGCUCCUUCAGAUCAAUGAUAUGGUAGGAACUAUGCUGAAGGAGGUUGAGAAAAGUGAGGAUGACAGUGAACAAGUCUGCCAAGACAUCCCUAGAACCUGUUCAUCUUUGCCCACUUCCUCAAAGGGUCGUCGUUCCUUGUCCAGCUCUUCCAUGGGUCCUAGGUCAGAAUGUGAGUUAGAGAUCAACCUCCCUGGCACUCCCAUCCCUGAUGAAGUGCCUGAUGAUGUGACCUUCCCCAUCGUCAGGAGCUCCUGCAUCGACACCAGGGACUCUAUAAUGCCAGAGAUUUCUACGAGUGACCUAAGGACAAAGACGAUGACACACACAGAUGAACCCCUGAAUUGUAACAGUCCAAUGACUGACAGCAGCCGACCAUCGAGUGCUAAAGACUCUUUUCGAUCCUCCACUCCGUCUUUCACCAGCAAGGGAACCUCUUUGGUACCAAAGGGAGAUGGGAUUGACAUGGAAGAGAAGGACUCUUAUAACACCCUCCAAGCAGCUAUGGCCUCCCAGGACCCUGCAUUUGACAGAGUCCUGGUAAAGUCCUUGACCCAGCAGCUGGUGCAGGGAUGCAAGGAGGCGUCAAGACCAGCUUCUGCUGCAACAAACCCAGCAGACCAGGCUGAGACAGAGAGGGGGGCUGAGCAGAAAGCAAGAAGGAGCUUCCUUUGUUUUUCAAUGUCCAAACUCAGGAUCAACUUCAAGGUAUAGCAGGGAGUUAGCCGUCGGUUUUUGUUCCAGUUAGGGCUGGUGUUAUUGAUGUGGCUAUGAUGAGACAAAUACAUGAGAUAAAUAUGUUUUAUUCAUCACUAUAUUGUUGCCUUGGAUUCGGAAGUGUUCCGUUUAUUUAUAUAUUCUCUGUACCAUUUUCUUUACCUUUCUCCUGUUAGCGUUCCAAGAGAGGAAACAAAAAGGACUGCCAUUCAGUCCAGGAACAGACUGAGAUUCCCUCUACUGGUGGAUAUUGCAGAGGUAAGGAUGUUUUAGAGCUCUGCUAUAGCUUGUACUUUUGUUUAGGUGUGUGUUAGAAACAUAGAGUAUGCUACCAAACUCAAAGCACUGUUAUUUUUCAAAGUUAUUAUACUGUAUUUCUCUCUCUCGCACCCCUUACCCCACCCAUUUCUCUUGUGUUUCUAGCCCCACACAUUGAGGCUCAUGGUGCUGAAUCUCCAGUUGGAGAGGUUUCUCCCUCCAUCUCUAAGCCUAUCAAAAAACUCUCCCUGAUCGUCAGGGUCUUCUCAGCAAUGAUGAAGCCAUUCAGGCACUCCACCAAGAAGAACCUGUAA
Coregonus sp. 'balchen' is the source of this 8145-nucleotide messenger RNA. The record is from the annotation of a GenBank genome assembly. NCBI's taxonomy places the organism in Eukaryota, Metazoa, Chordata, Actinopteri, Salmoniformes, Salmonidae.